Equus quagga is the source of this 2583-nucleotide messenger RNA. RefSeq names its product cadherin related family member 1 (gene CDHR1). Gene Ontology annotation, cellular component: adherens junction; plasma membrane; catenin complex. Gene Ontology annotation, molecular function: calcium ion binding; cadherin binding. Gene Ontology annotation, biological process: cell-cell junction assembly; multicellular organism development; adherens junction organization. The transcript is spliced from 17 exons. Bases 1 to 2583 code for a protein of 860 amino acids. The record is from RefSeq and is a predicted model, not a curated record. Lineage: Eukaryota; Metazoa; Chordata; Mammalia; Perissodactyla; Equidae.
AUGAGGCGCGGCCGGUGGGCCGCCCCGGCCCUGGAGCUGCUGUUCCUCUGCCUGGCCCAGGCCAACUUUGCCCCCUACUUCUUCGACAACGGGGUCGGCAGCACCAACGGAAACAUGGCUCUGUUCAGCCUUCCAGAGGACACUCCCGUAGGCUCUCAUGUGUACACCCUGAAUGGGACAGACCCGGAGGGAGACCGUGUCUCCUACCACAUCAGCUUCGACCCCAGUGCUAGGAGCGUCUUCUCUGUUGACCCCAAUUUUGGAAACAUCACUCUGAUUGAAGAGCUGGACAGAGAGAGGGAAGAUGAGAUUGAAGCCAUCAUCAGCAUUUCUGACGGCCUGAAUCUGGUGGCAGAGAAAGUCGUGAUCCUGGUGACGGAUGCCAAUGACGAGGCGCCCAGGUUCACCAAGGAGCCCUACGUCGUCCAGGUCCCUGAGGACACGCCUGCCGGGAGCAGCAUCUUGAAGGUCCAUGCGGUGGACAAGGACACAGGGUCUGGAGGGAGCGUCACCUACUUCCUGCAGAACACACAUGCCACCAAAUUUGCCGUGGACCGGCACAGCGGUGUGCUGCGCCUCCAGGCUGGGGCCACCCUGGACUACGAGAAGGCCCGGGCCCAUUUCGUCACCGUGGUUGCCAAGGACGGCGGGGGCAGGCUGCGAGGGGCUGACGUGGUGUUCUCGGCCACCACCACGGUCACAGUCAAUGUGGAGGACGUGCAGGACAUGGCCCCCGUCUUUGUGGGCACACCCUACUACGGCUAUGUGUACGAGGACACGCUCCCGGGCUCGGAGGUCCUGACGGUGGUCGCCAUAGACGGAGAUCGGGGCAGACCCAACCGCCUGAUCUACAGCCUCGUGAAUGGGAGUGAUGGAGCCUUUGAAAUUAAUGAGACGUCUGGAGUCAUCUUUGUCACGCAGAGCCCCGCCCAGCUCCGGAGAGAGGUGUACGAGCUGCAUGUACAGGUGACUGAGGUCAGCUUGGCAGGGAGCCCAGCUGCCCAGGCCAUGGUCUCGGUCACCGUCAGGAUCGUGGACCUCAACAACCACCCGCCGACCUUCUACGGAGAGAAUGGACCCCAGAACAGAUUUGAACUGUCUAUGUAUGAGCAUCCGCCGCAGGGGGAGAUCCUGCGGGGCCUCAAGAUCACUGUCAAUGACUCGGACCAGGGAGCCAAUGCCAAAUUCAACCUGCGGCUAGUGGGCCCCGGGGGCAUCUUCCGCGUGGUCCCACAGACAGUCCUGAACGAAGCCCAGGUCACCAUCAUUGUGGAGAACUCGGCCGCCAUCGACUUUGAGAAGUCCAAAGUGCUAACCUUCAAGCUCCUGGCCAUUGAGGUGAACACCCCGGAGAAGUUCAGCUCCACGGCGGAUGUGGUGAUCCAGCUCCUGGACACCAACGACAACGUCCCCAAGUUCACCUCCCACUACUACAUCGCGAGGAUCCCUGAGAAUGCCCCCGGGGGCUCCAACGUGGUGGCCGUCACAGCAGUGGAUCCAGACACAGGCCCCUGGGGUGAAGUCAAAUACGCCAUCUAUGGGUCAGGGGCAGACCUCUUCCUGAUCCACCCAUCCACUGGGAUCAUCUACACCCAGCCCUGGGCCAGCCUGGAUGCUGAGGCCACCGCCAGGUACAACUUCUACGUGAAGGCAGAGGACAUGGAGGGCAGGUCCAGCCUGGCCGAGGUGUUCGUCACUCUGCUGGAUGUCAACGACCACUACCCCCAGUUUGGAAAGAACUUCCAGGAGAAGACGAUGGUGCUGGGGACCCCGGUGAAAAUUGAGGCCACAGACCAGGACGCAGAGGAGCCCAACAACCUGGUGGACUAUUCCAUCACUCACGUGGAGCCGGUCAACGUGUUCGACAUUGAUGCGCACACGGGAGAGAUCUGGCUCAAGAACUCCAUCCGCUCCCUGGACGCCCUGCACAACAUCACGCCCAACGGGGACUGCACAUGGUCCCUGGAGGUGCAGGCCAAGGACCGCGGCUCCCCCUCCUUCAGCACCACGGCCUUACUCAAGAUUGACAUCACGGACACAGAGACGCUGUCCCGAAGCCCUAUGGCCGCCUUCCUCAUGCAGACCAAAGACAACCCCAUGAAGGCCGUGGGCGUGCUGGCCGGCAUCAUGGCUGUCAUCGUGGCCAUCACCGUCUUCAUCUCCACUGCCACCUUCUGGCGCAACAAGAAGUCCAACAAGGUCCUGCCAGUACGGCGCGUGCUCCGCAAGCGGCCCAGCCCUGCGCCCCGCAGCGUCCGCAUCGAGUGGCUCAAGUUCAGGAGGACCAAGACCGCGGCCAAGUUCGCGCUCAAAGAGGAUGCUCCCAAUGAGAACUGCAACAACAACAGCCUAGGGAGCUCCCUGCCCCCGGAGGCCCCAGCUCCCCCUCCACCCCCCAGCAUUGCGCCCAGCACGGGUGCGGCCCACUGGACCGUGCCUACCGUCUCUGGCUCGCUCACUCCUCAGCAACCCCGACGGUCACCAAAACCCCAGGCUGCGGGAAGCCCCAGCCAGUCAGCUCUGGUCUCUGAGCUCAGGCAGAAGUUUGAGAAGAAGAAUAUAGAUAAAAAGACUUACUUCUAG